AUGUUCCGCAAGCUCAAGUCGGGGCUGACCAAGGGCGUGAAAUCCAAGUAUCGCCUGGAUGUGGCGGUGUCGAGCGUGGAGGGCCUGCCGCCCGGCGUGGCCGCCUGCCGGCUGCAGUGGGCGCGGGGCGCCAAGGUGGCGGUCACCAAGCUGGCGCCUGCCUCGUCAGGCUGCGUGACCUGGGACGAGGAGCUGAGCCAGAUCGCCACCCUGGUGAAGCUGCCCGCCAGCUUUGAGGCCAAGGAGUAUGAGUUCAAGCUGCAGGCGCCCGGCGGCGGCCAGAAGCCUCCCGCCACCAUCGGCAAGGCCAGCCUGGACAUGGCGCGCUUCGCGGCGGCGCACGGCGCCCAGGCCGUGGCGCUGGCGGUGCCGGUGCCCGGGGGGCGCGCCACGCUUCACCUGGUAGUGGGCGCUGCAGAGGUCAAGGGGAUGGCGCUGGAUGAUGAUGCCAUGUCGGUGUUGACGGGCGCCUCGGGCAUCACAGAGUCCAGCCCCGGCAUGGAGCAGGAUCUGCGAGGCUUUGGGGUGGACAGCUCCAGACAUCUUGGCGGCGCCGCGCUGGCGACCGCGGCGCCCGCCGGUGCAGCAGCAGCGGCGGCGGCGUCCGGCGGCGCUCCUGGCGCGGCGCCGACCUCUGCCAGCCAAGAGGCCGUCGUCAGCCGCAGCAGCACAGGCGGGGAGCGGCAGGCGGAGGUGGACGCUCUGAGGAAGGAGGUGGAGGGGCGCGACGCCAGGCUGGCAUCACUGCAGAAGCAGCUGGCGGAGGCGCACGCGGAGCUGGCGCAGGCGCACUCGAGCGGCGGCGCUGCAGCGGUGCCCGUCCCCGUGCCGCUGCCCGCCGCCGACAGCGGCCGGGCUGCUGAGCUGGAACGGCAGAAUGCCGGUCUGUCGCGGGAGGUAGAGCAGCUGCGGGCUGACCUGGCGGCUGCCACAUCCACCGCCGCAGUCGCAGCCGCAGCCGCCUCUGCCUCUGCCGGCGACGACCGGCUGCGGGAGCAGCUGGCAGCAGCACAGGCACGGGUGGGAGAGCUGGAGCAGCAGGUGGCGGCCGGCGGCGAGCGCAGGGGCAGCGGUUCGGGCGGCGAGGAGGCUGCCGCCAAGCUGGCGCUCGCGGAGCAGAAGAUCCAGCAGCUGAUGGUGCUGGCGCAGCAUGGAGGCGGCGGCGGCAGCGGCCGCGAGGCCGAGCUGGAGGCUGCGCUGCAGUCUGCGGAGCAGGAUGUGGAGGAGGCGGAGGCGAUGGCGGCGGAGGCGAUGGAGAUGGCAGAGGCGGCGCAGGCGGAGGCUGCGGCGCUGCGGGACGAGAAGGCGGCUAUCGCUCAGGAACUGGCUGAGCUGCAGGAGCAGAGCGAGCAGGCGCUGCGCAGCACGCGGUGGAAGGAGGAGCGCGAGGCCAAGCGUGAGGCCGACUGGGACGCGCGCCUCAAGGAGGCCUACAAGCGCAUGGAGGAGUCUGUGGUGCUGGCUGAGCGCAUGCAGCGGGAGAGGGAUGAGCUGGAGGACAAGUACGCUGUACUGCUGAGCGAGAAGCAGGCGGUGGAGGCCAAGCUUGACCCAGAGGCGGUGGACCAGCAGGCCCACCUGCUGGUCCACCGCCUCUGGGUGGGGGAGCUGGAGAAGCAGCUGGCCAGCGUGCGGCUGGGAGAGGAGGACAGCUACGACCAGGUCCAGGCAGCCGAGGACCGAGCCGACUCUCUCUCACUGGAGCUGCAGUACUCUCAGGGCGAGGCGCAGCGCCUGGCGCACGAGCUGGCCCUGCUGCGGGACGCCCAGGAGAGGCACGCCAGCGACUAUCAGCGGGAGCUUGCAGAGGCAUCCAGCCGGGCGGAUGCGGCCCAGCACCAGCUGGAGGAGGCGCGGGCGCAGGCACGGCUCCCCCGCCUGCAGCUGCGCCAGGAGGCGGCCGUGGCCGUCGAGCUGCGCAGCCGGGUGCUGCUGCUGGAGGAGGAUGUGGAGGCAUCCAAGCUGCAGCUGGUGGCGGCGGCGGCGGCCGGCGGCGCCGCGGCCGGGCUGGGCACCUCCCGGCUGGAGGCUGAUCUGGCGGAGCGGCAGCGGGUGGCAGAGGGCCGCGCCGCGCAGCUGGAUGCCCUGGGCAGAGAGCUGGCUGACACGCGGGCUGACCUGGCGGAUGCGCUGGCCCAGCGGGAGCGGGCGGAGGGGCAGCUGGCGGAGGCGCGGCGCUCGCUGGCGGCCAGCGCGUCCACCGUUACCGGGCUUGAGGCUGUGCUUGCGGCGCGCGAGGCCCAGCUGGCGCAGGCGCAGGAGGCGCAGCGGAGCAGCCUGGCGCUGGUGUCGGCGCGCGGGCGCGGCAGCAGCGCGGAGGAGGGCGAGGGCGGCGGCGGGGCCGGCGAGCUGAGGGGGCUGCUGGAGGCGGAGCGAGGAGCCCACGCCGCUGAGCUGGCACGCCUGUCCACGCAGCUGGGCGAGGCGCAGCAGCUGGCGCAGUACAGUGCGGGGGAGAUGGCGGGGCUGGUGCAGCAGCUGGCGGAGGCGCAGGGCGAGCGCAGCGAGGUGGCGGCCAAGCUGGCAGAGUCGCGGGAGGAGGUGGCGCGCCUGCGGGCAGGCCCCGACGGCGAGCUGCGCAGCCGCAUCGAGCGGCUGGAGAAGGAUCUGGUGAUUCAGCGCAACAGGGCCGAGGUGAACGCGCUGUUCAAGGAGGAGCACGACAGGAUGACCCACCUUGCCAGCGCCCCGCGCGCCUCCCCGUGUGCCUCUGCGGCCGCCCUGCCGCCGCCUGCUGCAGCCGACAGCGUGCAGAAAGGAGCCAAGAAGCUGGGCUCCAAGCUGGGGCUGAAGCGCGGCAGCAAGGACAAGGAGGCGAGGCGGGCGGCGCUGGGCGGCUCAGACACCUCCUCCCCGCUGCCCUCACCCUUAGAGUGA
This is a messenger RNA of Chlorella variabilis, 2877 nucleotides long. RefSeq lists its product as hypothetical. Lineage: Eukaryota; Viridiplantae; Chlorophyta; Trebouxiophyceae; Chlorellales; Chlorellaceae. The transcript has 19 exons. The record is from RefSeq and is a predicted model, not a curated record. Bases 1 to 2877 code for a protein of 958 amino acids.